AUAGGAAAUUAUAGUUCUAGCACAUCAUUUGUUUCCAGUAUCAAUAUUUUUACUUACAGAUUUGUCAAAUAUAUCUAUGAUACUGAUUCCGAUAAAUUUAGAAGAUUACAAUUCAAUACAGCUGUUCCAUACACUACUGUUCAUUCUGAAUUUUCUACAGGACUUACAUCACAAGCAAGAGUUUUGAGAAAUAUUUUAUUUGGAAAGAAUUUGAUUGAAAUUCCUGUGAAGAAUAUUGUUUCAUUGUUAUUGGAUGAAGUUUUGCACCCUUUCUAUAUUUUCCAAAUUAUUUCUGUAACUAUUUGGUUAGCUGACGAAUAUUGGUCAUACUCUGCCUGUAUUAUUGUUUCAGCUGUUGUAUCAAUUAUUUUCAGUUUAAUUGAAACUAAAAGAAAUUUGACUAAAUUGAGAGAUAUGGCCCACUAUGCAUGUGAUUUAACUAGAUAUUCUAAACAAGGAGAAAAACAAGUUGUCUCAUCCGAACAACUUGUACCAGGUGAUGUAAUUGAAUUAACAGAUGGUAUUCUGUUACCAUGUGACGUUCUCCUUCUCUCUGGUCAAUGUAUUAUGAACGAAGCCAUGCUUACAGGAGAAAGUAUUCCAAUUGUUAAAACUCCACUGCCUAAUGAAGGAUCCACUAACUAUUCUGUAGAUGCUGACAAAUCCUUUACCCUUUAUUCGGGCACUCAAAUUAUGCAAAUUCGUAAAAUUGGAGAUGAGAAAGUCAAAGGUGUUGUUUGUAGAACUGGUUUUGAUACGGCCAAAGGAAAAUUAAUUUUAUCAAUUCUUUUCCCAAAGCCAUCCUCAUUCAAGUUUUACAGAGAUUCUCUCAAUUUCGUUGGUUGCAUGUUCGCUAUUGGUUUGAUUGGUAUUGCUUAUGCUAUUAUCAAACUUGCUGUCUCUGGAGUUCCUUGGGACAACAUUAUUCUCAGAGCUCUCGAUGUUAUCACUAUUACUGUUCCGCCUGCCCUACCUGUGGCUAUGACAACUGGUAUGUCUUUUGCAGUGGCUAGACUUAAGAAAACCAAAAUAUUUUGCAUUUCUCCUAACAGAGUUAAUGUUGCUGGUAUGAUUAAGUUGAUGUGCUUUGAUAAGACUGGAACAAUUACCACAGAAGGCUUAGAUCUUUAUGGUGUUCACCCAUUGGAGGAUGCUGAAUUUUCUGACAUGAUUGUUGAGGAAUCAGUUACUGAAGCAUUUAAGGAUGUUAAAAAUUUGAGCGAAAAGAAAAAGAUGUUGCUUUACUCAAUGGCAUCAUGUCAUGCCUUGACCUAUGUUAACUUUGAAUUAGUCGGUGACCCUCUUGAAGUUAAAAUUUUUGAAGCAACCCAAUGGAAACUAAAGGAACCACAAGCUUCAGACUACAUGUUUGAGACUCCAAUUCCUACUGUUGUUCAUCCACCUCAUCACAAUCACCACAAGACAGAAUUGACAGAAUUGGAAGUUCAAAAUAUCGAUAUUACUAGUCUUCCAUUUGAGCUUGGCAUUCUUAAAAAGUUUGAAUUUAAAUCAUCAUUACAAAGAAUGUCAGUAAUUAUGAGAAAUCUCCAAGAAGAAAAAACUUAUGCCCUCGUUAAAGGCUCACCAGAAAUGAUGCAAAAAUUAUGCGUUCCUGAAUCAAUGCCAGCUGACUUCUCAAAAGUUCUUUACGAAUAUGCCCACAAAGGUUUCCGUGUUAUUGCUUUUGGUUAUAAGGAAUUGGAUCAACCAUGGAAAAAUCUUCAAAGAGCAUCAAGAGAAGAAAUUGAAAGUGAUUUGACAUUCAUUGGUUUUGUUUGUAUGCAAAACAAAAUGAAACCAGACUCUAAGAAGGUUAUUACCUCUCUCAAUGAAGCUGGUAUCAAAAGUGUCAUGGUAACUGGUGACAAUCCAUUUACUGCCAUCUCUGUUUCUAGACAAUGUGGAAUUGCCAAACCUGCUGGUAAAGUUUAUUUGGGUGAACUUAAGGAAUCUCACUAUGAUGGUGAGGACAGAUUAGAUCCUGACAGUCUUACACCAAUAGACACCAAUGACUAUGCUCCUUACGAAUUGGCAAUCACUGGUGGAGUUUUUGAACGACUUGUUAAGGACCAUACUUUAAAGAUUGAAUUAUCUGGAAGUACUACAUAUGUAAAUAUCGAUUCUCCAUCUCUGCUUCACAGAGUUUUACUUGGAUGUAAGAUAUUUGCUAGAUUCACUCCUGACCAAAAGAUGAGACUUGUUGAAGAAUAUCAAAAACUUGAAUACUUUGUUGGUAUGUGUGGAGAUGGUGCCAACGAUGCUGGUGCUUUGAAAGCUGCUCAUGUUGGUAUUUCAUUGAGUGAGGCUGAAGCUUCCAUUGCUGCUCCAUUUACAAGUUUGAAACCGACAAUUGCUUGUGUUCCAAAGGUCAUCAAAGAAGGAAAAGCUGCAUUGGCUACUAGUUUCCAAAUGUUCAAAUUUAUGAUGGUUUACAGUUUGAUACAAUUCUUUACUGUCAUCCUCUUGUAUGAUAUCAAUAGUAAUCUUGGUGAUAAUCAAUUUUUAUGGGUUGAUGGUGUUGUCAUCUUUACUAUGGCCCUUCUCAUGGGUAGAACUGGUUCAAAUAAGAAACUUGUUAGAGAUAAGCCUUCUGCCUCAUUGGUAUCUCGUGAAGUCUUUUUUUCCAUGGGAUUCCAAAUUCUUAUUACCGUAAUUAGUCAAAUUAUUAUUUGGAAUAAUAUCAAAGUUCAAGGAUUUUUCACUCCUCUUGAUCCUGAACCAGAAACCAAAAAGAAUAUCAGAUGUUAUGAAACCACUGCCAUGUUCUUGCUUUCUACAUUCUUUACAUAUAAUGCUGGUUUGUCAUACAGUAUUUCCAAACCAUUCAAGAAACCUGUUUAUAGAAAUAAGCUCUACUUUGGACUUUUGGUUUUACUUUUUGGCAUUCUCACCUACUGUUUCCUGAUGCCUGACUAUUAUUUGAGUUGGUUCUUGUAUAUUAGAAGUAUGCCAGUAUACUAUCGUUUCAUUCUCUUUGGUGUCGCAUUAAUUCACAUGGCCAUCAGUUAUAGCUUUGAAAGA
Naegleria gruberi is the source of this 3021-nucleotide messenger RNA. RefSeq lists its product as uncharacterized. The transcript has 3 exons. The annotation marks the transcript as partial. The record is from RefSeq and is a predicted model, not a curated record. Gene Ontology annotation, cellular component: membrane. NCBI's taxonomy places the organism in Eukaryota, Heterolobosea, Eutetramitea, Acrasida, Naegleriidae. Gene Ontology annotation, molecular function: P-type transmembrane transporter activity; ATP hydrolysis activity; ATP binding.